AUGAAGCAAGAGCGCACGCCCGAGGGCGUGGUCGCCGAGAUGCAGAUCGCCGGCGCGGAGGCCUCCGACGCUGGGGCCUACUUCUGCCGCGCCAGCAACGACUUCGGCGACGACCAGCAGCUGGUGCAACUCCAAGUGCAAGCGCUGGCUGGCGGCGGCGUGGGCGGCGGGGGCGGCGGCGCGGCGGGCAGCGGCGCGGGGGCGUGGCAGCAGCUGAAGGUGGACGGGCCGCCGGCGCCGCGCCAGGCGCUGGUGGAGGAGCUGAAGCCCGCGACGGCCUACGUGUUCCGGGUGGCGGCGGCGGGGCCCGCGGGCCGCAGCCGCCCCAGCGCCGAGCUGAUGGUGCGCACGGAGCCCCAGCGGCCGGCCGGCGCGCCGCUCAGUGUGGCCGCCAGAGCGCUCUCCUCCACCGAGCUGCUGGUCACGUGGGCGCCGCCGCGCGCCGACCUGCGCCACGGGGACCUGCAGGGCUACAACGUGGGAUUCCGCGACGCCAGCUCGGUGGCGGGCGACGCGGACGACGGCGGCGGGGAGCUGCUGCUGACGGGGCUGGCGAAGAACGCGCACUACGCCAUCGCCGUGCAGGCCUUCAACCAGGUGGGCGCCGGCCCGCUCUCCGACCCGGGGCUGCGCCAGCACGUCAAGUACCAGUUCUGGGUGACGGCGUUCACGCGCGUGGGCGAGGGCCAGAGCUCGCCCGUGGUGUCGCAGGUGCCCUCAAGCAGAGUGCCGCCGCGCAUCGCGUCGUUCGGGGCGACGCUGGUGCGGCCGCAGCUGGGCCACGUGACGCUGGCGUGCCACAGCGUGGGCCAGCCCACGCCGCGCCGCGAGUGGUUCAAGAACGGCCAGCCGCUGCCCAGCUCCGCCGCCGAGAUGGCGCUGGCGCGCCUGCAGCCCAGCGACGCCGCCAACUACACCUGCCGCGUCGACAACGGCCAGGGCUCCGACCUGAUCGUCUACCACCUCACCGUGCAAGUGCCGCCGUCGCCGCCCGAUCUGCACGUGCGCGGCACCACGAGCAACAGUGUGCUGCUGUACUGGACGCCCGGCGCGACGGGUGGCACGCCGCUCGCCGGCUACACUUUGCACUACCGGCGCGCGCACGGCGACGCCCAGGAGCUGGCGCUGCCCCGCCGCGCCACCCGCCACGAGCUCAAGGGGCUGCUGUGCGGCAGCACGUACGCCGUGCACCUGGUGGCACGCAACAAGGUGGGCGCGUCGCGGCCCAGCCAGCAGCUGUCGGUGCGCACGCAGGGCCAGGCGCCCGGGGUGCCAGCCAAAGGCGCGCUGCUGCAGCCCAACUCGUCGUCGGUGCUGCUGCGCCUGCACGCCUGGCCCGACAACGGCUGCCCGCUCACCUACUUCGUGGUGCAGUACCGGCCCGAGGGCGCGCAGCAGUGGACGCUAGUAUCAAAUUCACUCAAACCUCAAAGACGAUUCACCAUAUCUGGUUUAACACCCUCAUCCAUGUAUCGAUUGAAAAUUGAAGCACAUAAUAUUGCUGGUUCUUCAAAAGAAACAUACUCUUUCGUAACUCUUACCAAGGAUGGAGACCCACCACCUCUAGAACUUGUGAAAGGAGGUACCGUUUCAACACCUUUCUACACAGACGUUCGCAUAAUGGUUCCUUUAGUGAUUGCAGUUAUAGCACUCUUUGGGACCGCUAUUGCAGUUGGAAUCUGCUGGAGAAACAAGCAUUCUCGGCCAUUAAAGGAAUCACUUGAUAACCAGCAAAAUGCAGAAGCUCAAAGAGAGAGAUACUAUGCCACCAUACACAAAGUAGCAGUUCAAGCAGCUGGAGAUAAAAUUCCAGAAACAUCUGAAGACAUUUCACCUUACGCAACAUUUCAACUCUCUGGUCCUGGAGUAGAUCCUAAUAACACCUUAUUGCAUAGCUUCAUGUAUCAUGAACAAGCAAUGACUGAAGGAUGUGCUUCACCUCCUCCUAGUGGGGUUCCUAAAGGAGGAGCUAGAAGAAGAGGUAGCAGAAAGACAGAAGUUGAAACAGAUGACUCAGAUUCGGAUCCUGACCAGUUAACUUCAAGCCGAACAGAAUCUUCCAACCAGUUGGACACCAAUAAAUUUAAACACAAUUUUAUUUACCAUGGAGCUCAAUCCAGUACAUCUUCAGAUAUUUCACCUAUGUCAGAACAAAAGUCACUCCCACGAAGAGGAAGAGCCAGUGAUGCCCACUUGAGUGUUGAUCUUCAAAGUAGUUGCAGAUGGCUCGUCCCCAGCAGACCCUCUCUCAGGACCCUUCUGCCACCUCUCACUGUAGCAGAAGCCACCUUCAGCAGUCGACCACCCCCACAGUCCGAGUCUGGAGACACACCUGACCGCCCAGAAUUAAGCGAAGCUGAGUGCGACAUUGAUACACUCAAGAAACUGAAACUUGGAUUGAGGUCAUCUCUAUGGUCUCGACCAAGCUCACACCAUCACAACCAAUCAGAUUACUCUAUAGCAGUUUAACAUGAAUACAAUCACAAGUUCAAUGUUUAACAAAGAUGUCCUCUGCAACCACAAACAAAUAGGUAUGGUCCAUUACUUCCAAACCCACAGUUCUGUCAAAUUUAAUGUGAAGCUAUGAAUAACUGUUCACAACAAAUACCUACCCUUUGAUAAAUGAGCAGUUCAAAGAUUAAUAUAAAAUAAAUUUUUAUUAAAAUAUGUCUUGUACAAUGACAAUGUGAUAUACACGAGUAUUUUUAGAAACUGCUACAAACAGAAAUACUGAGAAAUAUUUAUCAAUUUUCAGUGAAAAUCCAAAGAGCAAGCCACAGCAUUCAUAAUUCACAAUUAUAACAGAAGAAAAAAAUAAAAAAAUUGAAAGAUUGUAAUAAAACAUACCCCGAAAGUGUGAGGACUAUAUUUGACAAUUCAAUUCGGCAAAUUGUGCUCAAUGAAGUGACUCUUUGUUUUGAUUGGCUAAUACACAGAGAUGAAUUGAGGAUGCGGCUUGGUUUGAACUGGGCUCAGAUAAAACAUAGGCAAUGAACAUAUUUACUUGGCAUGUAGAGAGAUGAUAUUCUGUAUACUAAUUCAUGAUUCAACAUCUUUUCCUUGUGUUUUAUCUUAGAAAAGAAAAUUUUAUUGUUGGUUUGCUUUGAAGAAAAUAUUUCAAAACAAUCAAUGAAUUAUCACAGGCAAAUAAAUUCCAAGUCUGUUUAUAAUAUAUUUUUUUAUACAUAAUAGCCCAGAAAAUUCAAUUUAGAGCUAUUGCUCUUCACAUAAAACAUUAAAUAGUAAUCCCGAGUAAUAGGAAACUGGAUUUGCAAUGUUUUGAUUUCAGCAAUUACUAAAAAUUGCUGUACUCAUUAAUAUUAAAUGCAAGAUGUGCAAAUUUGUUGUAUUCUAAGACCAAUGAUAUUGUGUAUUUCUCGGAACAGUUAAUUACAAUAAAACGGCAAAAAUCUCUACAAACUUAUUUCCAAAGAAAUAUGCCUAAGGAGAACAAGGACUCACGACUGCAAAGUAUAAACAUGAUAUAAUCAUUGUUACUCCACAUGACAUCAAUCAGACCAUAACCUACUAUGUUCCACACAAUUCUAAUCAGAAUCUCAUUCAUUCUGAUUACAUCCAUAAACACGUACCCUUCUCCAGUACAUUUCACAACUCCCUUCUCAAAAAAGGCACAAAACAAACAACAUAUGUUUAUGUCCGUGACAAUGCUUGUUUAAUAAAAUAUACAUUCUAUAUCAAUGAAAUACAUUGCUAAUUAAAAUUGAUGUGUACACAUUAGUACAUACUGAAUGUUGUGCAACUGUAUGAAGGGCCAGUGUGGUCUAUAUUUCAACUGCUUCCUCCCAAUGUGGCAAAAUGCUCUUGUACCCCAUGUCCCUGACUCAAAAGUGUUCUGUAUUUCUUCCUUGAAAAAUGAACUGAAGACCACAGAGAUCAUGUUUUCUAUGUAAUAUGUUUUCAAAAUAAAUUAUACUUGUAAAAGUUUUAGAGUAUGUUUCAUUAAUGAUAUGCUGUCUCCUCAAUCAAAGUGCAUUUAUUAGGUAGAACGGUUAGAACAACAGUAUUUCAAAAAAUUAAAAAAUCAUCACAGAAGCCUAAAUACACACUAGCCCAACACUUUUUUGUAUGUGCUGGGAUUCAGAAUCCUUUAACUCCUUGUAGAUUUGUGACGUACACAAUAUAUUUUUGUCAGUCUAUCCAAAUCUCAUGUUCCUCUUUGCUUCCUCCCUCUUGCCCAUCUUUCAACCAGAGAUGAAUCAACACAUAAGCAGACUAGGUCAUGCUUAGAUGUAUUAAUAGUUUUUAAAAUAAAAUCUUAUAAUAUAUCAUAUAUGUGUUGAAAUAUAUUUUAUUCAUUUUAAUGUUGAUACUC
Molecule: messenger RNA, 4333 nt
Organism: Gryllus bimaculatus (two-spotted cricket)
Lineage: Eukaryota; Metazoa; Arthropoda; Insecta; Orthoptera; Gryllidae
Source: the annotation of a GenBank genome assembly